This is a messenger RNA of Stegostoma tigrinum, 2871 nucleotides long. It is a transcript of the gene asz1, whose product is annotated as ankyrin repeat, SAM and basic leucine zipper domain containing 1. Gene Ontology annotation, molecular function: protein binding. Gene Ontology annotation, cellular component: pi-body. Lineage: Eukaryota; Metazoa; Chordata; Chondrichthyes; Orectolobiformes; Stegostomatidae. The coding region runs from base 10 to 1500 and encodes 496 amino acids. Gene Ontology annotation, biological process: piRNA processing. The record is from RefSeq and is a predicted model, not a curated record. The transcript is spliced from 13 exons.
GUUGCAGUGAUGGCGGCGGCGGCCUAUUGUGUCGCUGCUGGAGCGGAGACGGAGGAUUCCGAUGAUGGCUGGUACCUGGGCUGUGACACUUACGAUGAUAUUCAGGCAAUGGUAGUGAAGACUCCUCAAGUAAAAGCCAGUUCAGAAGAUGAGCCUUCGUUAUUUGGGCUAUCAAAAAACAAUAAAAAGAAAAACAACGAUAAAGAUACAGGAUCUUUAAAAGAAGCUUUAGCAUCACAAAAGUUACAUUUGGUCGAACAACUUCUCAAUUCAGGCCUCGAUGUUGAAACACGUUUUGGUUUUGGCUGGACGCCGUUGAUGUAUGCUGCAAGUAUAGCAAACUUUGAAAUUACUCGUCUCCUUCUCAAUAGAGGUGCUAAUGCAAGUUUUGCAAAUGAUCAGUAUACAGUGUUGAUGGCUGCCUGUGCUAGUAAUGAGCCUGAAGAAAAAGUGGUGAAGUGUAUAGAGUUGCUGUUGUCCAGAAAUGCAAAUCCAAAUACUUUCAGCAGGAAUCAGAUGACCCCACUAAUGUAUGCAGCUAGAGAAGGACAUACUCAGACUAUUACACUGCUGGUUGCUCAUGGCGCAGAAAUAAAUAUUCAAGAUGAAAAUGGCUACACAGCACUUACAUGGGCAUCUUGUCGAGGCCACCAAAGUACAGUGCUGAAGCUCAUUGAGUUAGGAGCUGAUAAAACAUUGAAGACCAAAAACGGAGAGUCGCCAGCUGAUAUAGCUGAGAAAAAUCAUCAUCCACAGUUAGCGUCAUUACUCACAGUGACUUCAAAUUCACCCUUAUUGGGAAAACUGCAGAAUGUAUCAAAAGAGGAGGCGAUUUUCAAAUAUGUCACAAAUCAUUCUAAUGCCGGAAAGAACAGCAGAAUAUGUUCAACUUCAUAUUUUGGUGAUGUACAACUGUUUCUGUCUGGACUUGAACUUGAACAUCUUCAAGGCCUAUUUGAGGAAAAUGAGAUAUCUUUCAGAACACUUUUGACAAUUGGGAAAGAAGACCUAGAAAAGAUUAAAAUUACUGAUCCUGAUGACCAACGGAAAAUUUUGGAAGCAGUUUGUGAAAUGCAGCCAGAAGAUCUACAAGUUGCUCAGUUACCUUCACUGGACAAUUUUGAUUGCAGCAAUGAAGAACUUACAAAAUUUUUGAUAAAGCUGAAGAAGCACUGUGGUCACUUAAAGUUAACAGUUCAGAAUGUGGCUAACCAAUUAUCAACCAAUUCAGAACUGAGAGUACUGGAUGUGGACCCUGACCAAAAGUCUGCUUUGGCCUGUAAUGACCUGGUUAAAUGUAUUCAGGAUCUGGAUAAAGAAGUGCAAAGGUUGAGAAAUCUUCUGCUGAAGUUGCAGAAUGACCAAGAGCAAGCUCCCAGUCGGGUACCAGCAUUGCAAAGUUACUUCCGUCCCAAUCGAUUCUUGAAGAAAGUAGCAAUUGGCCUGUUUGGAACUGGAUUUAUUUAUUUUCUCAUAAAACUACGUGUUCUGAGAAAUUAAGCUGGAAAUUAAAAUUUUCUUUGACUCUUGAUUUUAUUUAUUUGAAAGAUAUUUGGUUCUUGGCAUCAAUCUGCUCAGAGAAGACUGCUACUAUUCUCCAAUAAUUGUAUUUUUGUUUAAGCUAAAACAAUGGUGCCAUUUAAAGGAACACUUGAAUUACUGAUACUGUAUCUGAGAUGGAUAUACUUGUAAAUAAUUGCUGUUAUUCUGAUUACCACAUUGUUCUUAUAUUAAGACACGCUGCAUAUACUCAAUAUAUUUUCUUGCCCAGGAGCCUUCAAAUGAUGAGACCCUCGUGUGACACUUUUUCAUUCAGAAGUUAAAUCAGUGUUGGAUAUCAAAAAGAAAACUUGUUAUUCCAAAAUAUUAUUAUUAGAUUACAGCCAUAAACAAUAUUUACAAGCAAUUCAACAGUAAUUUUGAUAGGCUUACAGAUUUCUGGUUACAACUUAGGCAUCUUUGUAUCUGGGGAUUAGAUAUAAUAGAGUUAAUGGACCUUUAUUCAGAUAGUUUAGUGUUUGUCAAUAAAUACUUGAUGCAGCGUUGUCAAAUUUGAUGCAUCAUGUUGUUCAAUAUGUGAUGGCUUAUAAAAAUACUAAUGACUAAUUCAGAUUUUUCUUAAUACUGGGACCUUGUUCGGUCUGGGAGGGUCAAAUAUAAAUGUAAGUGUUUUUCUAGCUAUGUAAGAUUGAUUUAUGUAACUUUCUGAAGGAAUUCUCUGAUGGACGAGGGGAAAGCAUCUUCAGGUACAAUUGAAGUUGUUUUCAUCUUGAUUAUCAAAGGUAAUUUUGUUAAAAUAUUUGGAUUUCAAAUACUUGGUUAUAGAAUAUAAAAAGUGAUUUCUCUGUUAUCAUCUUCGAGAUCUCUGCCCAAGGAAGGUUCGAGCACAGAGCCGUGACUUCCAAAAGAGGUAGCAAGGAUAUAGGUCCAAAAUCUACUCCAGCCUGAAAUGGAGAUCAAGCCCCUUGCUGUUGGCAGCAGUCUGAAACACACUGGUCAUACAGCCAAAUUACCCUCCCUCCCCCACCCCAGGGAGUCUGAGUCGCAGGGGUAACAUACCAAUUUGCAUAUUUAUAACUAGGAGCAUUAUGGUGGAAAUUCUAAUUUCUUUCCAUUGUAUGGCCAUCCUGGUGAUAUGUGCCACUCCUAACAGGGAUUUUCCAGUUAAUCCUCCAUUUAUUAUGCAUAUUCCUUUGGUAUCAAGCCCUGGAAUGGGACUUGAAACCAGAAAUAAUAACAGAAAUUGUUGGAAAAUCUCAGCAACUUUGACAGCAUCCGUGGAGAGAAAUUAGUUAGUGUUUCAGAUCCAGUGACCUUUCCUCGUAACAGAAGUCCUACCAGCCAGGCGUCUGUGUCAGAAAUGAGACACUA